Solea solea (common sole) is the source of this 4657-nucleotide messenger RNA. It is a transcript of the gene usp10, whose product is annotated as ubiquitin specific peptidase 10. Lineage: Eukaryota; Metazoa; Chordata; Actinopteri; Pleuronectiformes; Soleidae. The coding region runs from base 217 to 2865 and encodes 882 amino acids. Gene Ontology annotation, molecular function: cysteine-type deubiquitinase activity; cysteine-type endopeptidase activity. The transcript is spliced from 15 exons. Gene Ontology annotation, biological process: DNA damage response, signal transduction by p53 class mediator; protein deubiquitination; regulation of autophagy. Gene Ontology annotation, cellular component: nucleus; cytosol. The record is from RefSeq and is a predicted model, not a curated record.
AGAUAGUAGACAGAAAUGGCGGUGACGGCGGCGCGAGCAGCAUGAAGUGCUGAUGCAUUACAUGGAUCGAAACGCACGACUGACACCACAACGUUGGGAAAAUGACAAUGGCGUCGAAGUAGGACACCGUUUGUAACGGUCAUUUCACAGCUACAACACCUCCCCGGGAGAGUUUUCGUGUUGCCAGCGGAGGAGAGAGAGCACCUCACCGGGAGCAUGGCUGCUCACAGUAACCAGUACAUCUUCGGGGAAUUCACCCCUGAUGAGAUCAACCAGUUUUUUGUGACUCCACGAUGUUAUGUUGAGCUUCCUCCAUUCAAUGACAAAGUCCCAUGCGUCAGUCAGUCUUCUGGAAGUUACUGCACUCCUGCUGUACCUUAUAUUAUGGAGUCUAUGGGACUGCAGGUUUGCGCAGAAGACUAUCAACGCAUUGAGUUUGGUGUUGAUGAGGUGAUGGAUUCCAAGCCUAUUGGGGUGAAUGAUCCUUUGUACAAGGUUUCGAGCACCCUCAAUCCCCAGGCUCCAGAGUUCAUCCUGGGCUGCCAGUCGGCCCAGAAAGCCCAACAGACACUUCCUUCAGCAUCUGAUGACCCAGACGACACCCACUUCAACUCAUUGGAUGGCCCUGACUCCGAGGCCUCGGCCCUGGACAAUCACCAGUCAUGCCAGGACAUGGACGGACCUGGUAGCCUGGGACAACGUGAGAAGAAGAAAAAGAAAAAGCGACCGCCGGGGUAUUAUAACUACCUGGACCCGUCAACUGGCAACAGCAGCAGUGCAAUGGAUGGGACGGCUGUAACGGCACUGGUGAACGGACAUGCACUCGGUGGCCCACAUAACAGUGCUGAGGAUAUGGACAGUAAGGGAUUGACAGGGGCUGAACUUUCCACCCCUGGACCUGUCUCCACAGCAUCAUCAACAGCUGCUGUGAUUGCAGCCAAGUUUCCCCCCCCAUCCACUGCCAAUCAGAGGACUUGUGAUAGCCCUGAUGAUUCUUCUUUGGACUUUACAAGUGGAGCUGCCUCUUUAUCGGAUGGCAACAAUACAAAUUCCUCCUGUUCAUCCUCCUCUCAAAGCAGAGGGAUGACGGAAGGAGCCCGGACUGGAGAUCAGCAGCCAGAUCACUUAGCUACGCAAAGCCCCAAACUUUCAGAUACUCCACACAGCCCCCGCUCAAAGUCACCUCUUCCUCCUUCAACAGCUGUGGCCACCCCCCCUGUUGCCACUUCCAUUACGACUACUGAACUGGAGGGAGGGGAGGUAGCAGACAGUGGGGUGGCCAACGGGCUAGCAGAGCCUGAAACUCUCCUUAGUGCAGAUGGACACAAAGAAGACUGUGAGAGCAGGGAGCAGCUUCAGCUGGUCUCCCCAGACUCUGCUGCCCAGCCAGUAGUUGGAGACCAGGCCCAUUCGCCUGUGGUUCCAGCUGCUCCUCCUGCCAACCUCCCCAAGUCCUGGGCCAGCCUCUUCCACAACUCUAAGCCUCUUCCCGGGGGCCCCCAGGCCUUUGUGGAAGUAAAAAAUGUUGUAGAAGUUGUGGCUCCUGUCCCUGCCACACCAGAGCAGCCCGAGAAAGUCGGGGAGGUCAGAGAGGGCCCUGUCCAUGUAUCAGAGGAUCCCAUGGCCCCUAAACUUGCAGAACUUAUUGAGAAUGUGAAGUUGAUACAUAAACCAGUGUCUUUGCAGCCGAGAGGACUGAUCAACAAGGGAAACUGGUGCUAUAUCAAUGCUACCCUACAGGCCCUGAUCGCAUGCCCUCCCAUGUAUCACCUGAUGAAGUCCAUUCCUCUGCACGAUGAAACGCAGAGAUCAUGCACCUCCACUCCCAUGAUCGACAACUUUGUGAGGCUGGUGAAUGAGUUUAACAACAUGCCAGUGCCAUCGAAGGCCAAACAGCAAGUUGUCGGUGAUAAGGUUGUGAAAGACAUUCGGCCUGGUGUUCCCUUUGAACCGACUUACAUUUACAAACUCCUCACUCUCAUCAAGUCAAGUCUUUCUGAGAAGAUGCUGUGCUUUCAGGGCCGACAGGAAGAUGCAGAGGAGUAUCUUGGCUUCACUCUCAACGGACUGCACGAAGAGAUGCUGGCAUUGAAAAAACUUAUCUCACCUCAGGAAGAGAAAGCUUCAACACCCAAUGGGCCUGAGUCUCAUGCAGCGGUGGAGGAGGAUGUUGCUGAUAAGGACGAAGAGGGCAGUGAGGAUGAGUGGGAGCAAGUGGGUCCCCGAAACAAGACUUCCAUCACGCGCCAAGCUGACUUUGUCCGCACGCCCAUCACUGAUAUCUUUGGUGGUCACAUCAGAUCUGUGGUUUAUCAACAAAACUCUAAAGAGUCGGCCACUCUGCAGCCUUUCUUCACCCUGCAGCUCGACAUCCAGUCAGAGAAGAUCCGCACUGUGCAGGAGGCUCUGGAAACUUUGGUGGCACGGGAGUCGGUCCAGGGUUACACCUCUAAAACUAAGCAGGAGAUUGAGAUCAGUCGGAGAGUGACUCUGGAAGAGCUGCCUCCCGUGCUCGUCCUUCACCUGAAGAGAUUUGUGUUUGAAAAGACUGGAGGCUGCCAGAAACUCACCAAGAACAUCGAUUACCCCGUUGACCUGGAAAUCAGCAAAGAUCUCUUGUCCUCUGGAGUGCGGAGCAAAGUUUUGAAAGGCCAAAGAACUUACAGGCUCUUUGCAGUUGUCUAUCACCAUGGAAACAGUGCGACAGGCGGUCAUUACACCACGGAUGUCUUCCAUAUUGGUCUGAACGGCUGGCUGCGCAUUGACGACCAGACGGUCAAGAUCAUCAACCAGUACCAGGUGGUGAAGCAGACUGCAGAGCGCACUGCCUACCUGCUGUACUACCGCCGCAUCGACCUGCUGUAGACACACAACACACACAACACACACACACACACUCAGUACCCCAGUAUAUUGACAAACACACACACACACACACACACACACAGUACACUUACACCAAACUAACGAACAGGAACACUGCCCAACUUGUCCUCAUGCAAGAUUUUCCUCUUCUUCCUUCUGUCCCUGCUUUCCUGAGAACCAGCUUUUCCAGCUCCCCCUUUCCUCGCCUUCUUUUUCUUUUUGGAGGAAGAGAAACGAGCUGCGUUCACAGAGAUUUCCCUGUGACUGCGCUCUUCUCCGUGCACCACUGCUGUUUGGUUUUUUGUUCCUUUUCCGUUUUUGUUUUUCUUCUAAAGCAGCAAAGGGAGGACUGAUGAAAAGACUGAACUUGAGCUUCAGUUACACGUUAGGACCUGAGACUCGCCUGACUGGGCCCAGAAACUUGGCUCAGAUAGCAAACAGUGGACUCACUCGAGGCUGCAAGUGGACUGCUGGGUAAUUCUUCUUGUUUGAAUUACCUUUUUUAAGGAAAUGACCUAGAAAAAAAUCAGUGUUUGCCUUUAAAUAAAGGAGAACUGUUGGCCUGAAGAAUUUGCCGCAGUUUAAAAGCCUAUUUUAAUUUGCCCGAGUGCAUUGAAAAAGGCUCCGGCACCAGCAUUAUCAUGAGCCUCUCUCUCCAAGGCCAGAUUGUCUUCUUCGCUGCCACCAACACCAACAAGUCCUCCUCCUCCUCCUCGUCCUCCUCCUCCUCCUCCAUUUCCUCACUUUUACGACGCUUUUAAAUCGAGGUACUUGAGCCAUCAUAAACACGGGGAAAAGGAAGGUGGUUCACACGAUGGGAAAUGAAAAGCUUCCUCUGAGAGUUCCUUGUUAUGGUUAUCUGGGUUUAGGUUUAGAAAGACUUACAAAAAAUAUAUCUAUUAAUGCUCUUUAGGGUUUAAUAAAUAAGCUUCUGUGCACAAAGUUUAAACUGAUUGAUGAUGAAAUGACAGGCAAAUGCAUAUUUUGCAAAUAUUUAGAUUAAAAUGUUGGGAAAAAAAACACAAAAAAACAAAAACUAAAAAUCUAAAAUCUAGCUGACUGAGAACUUGUUUGAAUCCUGAAAGACUGCACUAGUUUUUAGACUCAGUUCCUGCACUGGAGAGAUGGCAACCAAUCAGAUUCCACUGCAAAACCUGCCCUCGUUUACUCUGUACAUUUCCUUCUCUGUGGUUUCUGUUGUUUUUGUUCUCGUCUGAAGGUUCCACCUGUGUAAAGGUGGCUUAUCAGUGUAGUUCUGAGCCACUUCACCCCUCUAACCUCCGACUCAGCAGGAAGCAGGGCCGGCCUUAGGUUCAGCAUGUGUUUUUCCCACUCGGUGUUCGAGUCUAACCCUAAUCAGACAGCAGCAGCUAAUGGUUUGUGUGUGUGUGUGUGUGUGUGUGUGAAGAGCGAGGAGAGCGUUCCCGACACCUUCGUCUUUGACUCUUUUGUUGCAAAGCGUUUCCUGGUCGAGGGGAAACGAGGGGACGACAUCUGUGCUGCUCUGCUCGGCAGAAAAACCCUGGACACGUGCACACAAAGAGAUGGUGUUUGCUUUUGUUGAAGAUAUUGAUUUUUGGAUCUUUCAUUGAUGACAAUGAUUUCUUUUCUUUUUUUUUUGUUUGAGUUACUAAAAGUUGUCUCUUUUCUUUUUGUCAUUGAUCAUUUAUUGGAUGUCUCCUUGCUCUUGCUCCUUUCAGAAGAAUACGCUUGCAUUUGAAUUGGUGUUUGAAAAGAAAUUACACAGGCUAAAGCACAACAAUGAAUAAAAUUGAUACAGUUCUUUGCUUGA